Messenger RNA from Hibiscus syriacus, 876 nucleotides. RefSeq names its product tetraspanin-15-like. Gene Ontology annotation, biological process: auxin-activated signaling pathway. The coding region runs from base 1 to 828 and encodes 275 amino acids. The record is from RefSeq and is a predicted model, not a curated record. Lineage: Eukaryota; Viridiplantae; Streptophyta; Magnoliopsida; Malvales; Malvaceae. The transcript is spliced from 2 exons. Gene Ontology annotation, cellular component: plasmodesma; plasma membrane.
AUGGCGGAUGAAGCACAUACACCCAUGACUGAUAGCGGUUCAAAGAAGAACAUCUUCAAACUCUUACGUGUGAAACACGUUACGGGCAUCUUAUCUUUGGCCUCGUUCGUUUUCUCCAUCCCGAUCCUCGCCUCCGUCACCUGGUUGCUCUACAUGAAGAGCUACGACUGCGAGUGGCUCAUCAAGUUGCCUCAUUUGCAGAUUGCCAUCAGCAUCGGGUUGAUCUUCGUGUUCUUGAUUUGCAACGGCGUGCUCUUCUUGAGAACCCGGUUGCCCAUGGUGGGGAUCAUCGUCGUCAUGGUUCCCUUGACGUUGAUGUUCACCGUCGGCCUCGCUCUCCUCGGUGCUAACAGCUUGGAAUCCCGGAAGAUCCCGGCGACGCCGUUGUGGUUCAAGAUGAAAGCCGACGACGAUGGCCUUUGGAACAACAUCAAAGGUUGCAUUUACAACGUUCAUGUCUGCCAAGAUUUAGCCGCAUCAUCGAUGCCGGUCAAACCACACGGUUUCGACAAGAAGAAACUAUCAUCCGUCGAGUUGGGAUGUUGCAUGCCGCCUGAAGAUUGCCACAUGCAGUACGUGAACACCACUUUCUGGCAAAAACAAGAUAAUGAAACAGAUUCAUCGGGCAAUGCCGAUUGUAAUGCAUGGAAUAACAAUAGGGAUGUUUUAUGCUACAAUUGCCAAAGCUGUAAAGAAGGUUAUGUCAAAGCAUUGCAAAGCAAAUGGUCAAAGCUUGGGGUGUUUUUAGUUUCCAUGGCGGUGUUUCUUAUCACUUGUCAUCUGGCUCUGUUCCUCGCCACCAUGUGGGAACUCCACUGUACAUCUUAGAGCAGAGAGGAAUGCACCAAAACUUCAUUUUCUUUUUUGGUAAUUGAU